UUUCAUUAUCUAUGAUUGUUUGCCCUACUCUUCCAAUAAAAGAUUGCCGUAAACCCCUACCUCUUUCCAUUUGCAGAAACCGCAAGCAAGCAAAUCCCCAACGUCAACUCCUCUUCUCUCUCUCUCUCUCUCUCUCUCUCUCUCUCUCUCUCUCUCUCUCUCUCCUGAUAUCUGAUUCGCACCACCACGCCCGCAAAUACCCGAUUUUUAAAAUCUCUAUCAACGAUUCAACGAUCCCCAAUAGCAUCAAUAACAUCCAGUGCUUCAAUCCGAUACAUUUAUUUUUUACUUUUUUGUUAAAUUCCUGAUUCGUGGACAUUUAACUAUUCCUAAUUUCGCACCAAAUUCGUUGCGUCCCCAUAAUAAUAACUGCAAUCAGUUCCACUUAGGGUUUGUUUUCAAUCUAUCCCGAUGUGGUGAUCCCUAACUUGUACUCCGUACUUCAUUUCCAUUUCGUUUAUUGCUUUUUAUCUCUUCGUAUUAUUCCCUCCAAAAUAGCAUUCUUUUUCCAAUUCAUUUCCUCCCAUUUUCGACUAAAAUGGAUAAGGGUACAUUCUGAGAGUAUUUCUUUUUGCAAGUUUUUUCAGUAUUUAAAGUUGAAUAUUGGUCAAAGUGAAGCCUGUUAUCUGUGUUUACUAUAAACAUAUAUAAAGUUUUGUUCGUUGGGGGAUUUUCAUCCCUGUUUGCUAUAAAAAAGAAGAAGAAGAAGAUUAAAAAACAUCAAGUUUUGUGCCUUUGGCGGUUUUUUUGUUGCUUUGGGUGCAAAAUAGGAACCAGCAUAGUACAGGGAGCCGAUAGCCACGUCCAUGGGCGAGGAUGAGGGCUGGGCAGAGCCAAGUGGGCUACUACGGCCAAAUGGCCUAUUGGCCAAUGCAGGUCCGGUGAUUCGAGUUCUCGACUCGGAGAGAUGGUCAAAGGCCGAGGAGAGAACUGCAGAGCUCAUUGCCUGCAUUCAGCCCAACCCACCAUCGGAAGGACGCCGGACCGCUGUUGCCGAUUACGUGCAACGGCUCAUUAUGAAGUGCUUCCCAUGCCAGGUGUUCACUUUUGGGUCUGUACCCCUCAAGACUUAUUUACCCGAUGGAGACAUUGACUUAUCGGCCUUCAGUAACAAUGGGGACUUAAAGGACACAUGGGCUAAUCAUGUUCAUGAUAUGCUGAAGGGUGAGGAAGAGAAUGAGAAUGCUGAAUUUCGUGUAAAGGAAGUUCAGUAUAUUCAAGCAGAAGUAAAGAUAAUAAAAUGUCUUGUGGAAAAUAUUGUUGUAGACAUAUCCUUUAAUCAGCUUGGUGGGCUAUGCACUCUUUGUUUCCUAAUGCUGGUUGAUCAUUUGAUUAGUCAGAAUCAUUUACUCAAGCGUAGCAUUAUAUUAAUUAAGGCGUGGUGUUACUAUGAGAGCCGUAUACUGGGUGCUCACCAUGGACUUAUUUCAACUUAUGCCCUGGAGACCUUGGUUCUUUACAUUUUUCAUGUUUUCAACAAUUCCUUUACUGGACCACUAGAGGUCCUUUACCGUUUUCUGGAGUUCUUUAGUAACUUUGACUGGGAUAACUUUUGUGUAAGUCUGUGGGGUCCUGUACCCAUUAGAUCACUUCCAGAUGUGACAGCUGAACAUCCCAGAAAGGAUAAGGGAGAGUUACUACUUAGCAAAUUAUUUCUCGAUGCUUGUAGCUCAGUCUAUGCUGUUUUCCCAAGUGGCCAAGAAAAUCAGGGCCAGCAUUUUGUUUCCAAACAUUUCAAUGUUAUUGAUCCAUUACGCGUAAACAACAACCUUGGGCGUAGUGUUAGUAAAGGUAAUUUUUUUAGAAUACGCAGUGCAUUUGCAUUUGGGGCGAAAAGGCUCGCAAGAUUACUUCACUGCCCCAAAGAGAACCUAGUUUAUGAAGUAAAUCAGUUCUUUAUGAACACAUGGGAUAGACAUGGCAGUGGUAAUCGCCCUGAUGCGCCAAGAACUGACUUGUGGUACUUGACAUUAUCAACUCCACAUCAACUACACAGGCCCGAGAAUCUGAAAAACAUUCCAAGUGCCAAAACGUUGAAUGACAAUUCUUCUGGUUGUGAUGUUGAAGUUGUUGAAUCCCGUUUACAUAAUAUUUCCUCCCAACAUAGCAAUCUUUCCACAGAAAACACAUCUAGAAGUCCCAACAUUUUUGCAGUUCUUCCUACUGAAAACCAAAAGACUUAUGGCAAUCUGAACAGCUCUAGGGUAUCAGAUCCAGUUGCACAAGGAGUUGGUUCUAAUUUGGGCGUGCAUCAGAGAAAUUUUAGAUCUCAUCAUUUGGUAAAUGAUAUUCAGGGUAGGUUUCUUUUCGCGAGGACACGUUCUAGUCCUGAGCUUUCGGACACAUAUAGUGAUGUCUCUUCUCGAGGAAGGCAUGACAGAACACCAGAAAGUGGGAAAACUCAGCCUACCUCCACAAGACAGGAUAGUAGCAGGUGGAAUAAUCAAAGAUCUGAACUUUUAAUAAACCAUAGUUCUCAAUCUUCCACUGAUGAUCCUGCACCUAUCCGAGAAAUUCCAUUCAAUCAAAGCCUCGAGUCUGCUGUUGACUCGACCAGUGGUUUCUAUAGGCAUCGGCGUGAAUUGGGUGGUGAUGAAUUUACUUCUGUAAGUGGGACCCAUGGGAUGCAUCAGGAAGAGCAAGAUCUUGUCAACUUCAUGGCAUCUUCAAGUCUUAAUGGACAGGUUCAUGUGCCACUGAAUUUAGCAUCGCCUCACCGACCUAUUCAAAUGUCACCAUCCAUUCUAGCUUCAAUGGAAUAUGCUCAGAGGACUUUGGCUGGAAUGGUUCCCCAAAAUGUAUCCUCGAUUGAUCCUUCUUUUUCAAACAUGCAGUUUCCUCAAGGUUUCGUGUCUCCGCCACUGACCCGUUACUUUCCUGGAUUGACCCAAAAUUUUCCCGAUGCUAUUGAACCAGGAAAUGGAAAUUUCGGUUCCAUGAAGAUGAAAACAGGAGAGGUCCAUCAUGAUUUCUGGAAGGAUGUGGGUUCCACGGAAGGCUUUGAGUCUGAUAGUGGACAUCAUGACAUUCUUCAGUCCGAUGAGAAGCCAGAGUCAAGUGUUAAUUUUGUUCCAUCAUCUCGGUUAAGUGGUUCAGGUAGCUCAAUGAGAGUUAAGCAGAGGUCCACCAAAGAAAACCGAGGAUCAAUGCAGGAAGAUCACGAAUAUGGUUUCCCAUAUCAAGAUAACAGAGGAAAGGGCGUUUACUUUGAUGACAGAACUACAAGUCGAAGGUUCUCAUCCGCAGCCCACAGUAGUUCUCUAAGAAGUAAAACUUCUUCAGAGAGUUCUUGGGAUGGAUCAUCAGCAAAGGUCUCAAAGUCUACAAGGGAAAAGAGGGGAAAGAAAACAGUUGUUGCCGAGAUUUCUUCUACGUGUGGAAAAUAUAGAAACGCGUCCGAAAAUACUAAUCAAGUCGAGGAGGAUGAGAGUGACUGGAAUUCCCUAUCAACCAUGAGUGGUGAGAUGGAAGAAAGAAACUCAGGACCUCAGCCUUUUGGAAACUUACACGGCCUGAGGCAGCACGUAUCUGGCUAUGAUUUAGCUCAGACAAGUGGGUCAGACUCCAUGAUACCCAUUGCUCCGGUGCUCUUAGGUCCUGGUUCUCGUGAAAGCUCGUUGGAUAAUUCUGGGGGGGUUCCUUUUGCAUUUUAUCCUACAGGGCCACCUGUUCCAUUUAUUACAAUGCUUCCUUUCUAUAAUGUUCCACCUGAAAUGAGAACUUCGGAUUCAUCGACGAGCCAUUUUAGUGGUGAAGAUAAUUUGAUUUCAUCUGAGGAGAUUGAUCAUUCUGAGCAAUUAAGUACUACUAGUUCUUCAAUGAGGGCUGCUUUUGUUGGGACUGGUAAUGAACAUAAAUCCGAUAUUCUUAACAGUGACUUUACUAGCCACUGGCAAAAUUUGCAGUUUGGGCGGCUUUGCCAAAACCCAUGUUACCAGGGGCCUUUGAAUUAUCAUUCACCCGUUGUUGUGCCACCUAUGUACCUGCAAGGCCGUGUACCAUGGGAUGGUCCGGGAAGACCGGUUUCAGCCAAUACCAACGCACUUACUCAGAUAAUGGGUUAUGGCCAUCGCCUUUUUCCCGUUGCUCCACUCCAACAUGUUCCCAACAGACCUCCCAAUGUCUAUCAACAGCAUGCUGAUGAGGUCCCAAGAUAUCGUAGUGGGACUGGAACCUAUCUGCCGAAUCCUAAGGUUUCUGUUAGGGACCGAAAUUCUUCAGGUGCUAGAAGGGGAAGUUACCACAAUGAUAGAAGUGACAACCAUGGUGAUAGAGAGGGGAAAUGGAAUAACUCCUCAAAAUCAAGAGCUGCUGGGCGCCAUCACAGUCGCAGCCAAACCGAGAAGUCAAGCUCGCGGUUGCAAUCACAUUCCCAAAACGGUCCAUCGCACUCUGAUUCCAGUCAUGCUCCUCCCAACAUGGCAUAUAGCAUGUAUCAGUUACCAGUCAGGAACCCUAGUGGAAUUUCAUCAAAUGGACAAACUCUUCCAUCUGUUGUCAUGCUAUAUCCGUUUGACCAUAACACAAGUUAUAGUUCACAUGCUGAACAGCUUGAGUUUGGGUCUCUUGGGCCAGUGGGUUUCACCUGUACGAACGAACGACAGCUAAGCGAGGGAAGUCAAGCCAAAGAACAACGGUUUCACAGGGCCUCUGUUCUGCGGUCAUCCCCAGAUCAGCCAUCUUCACCCCAUCUCCAAAGGAGGCUUUGAUUAUUUUGCCAGAUCGGUGGCCCAGAGGAACUAUGAGUUGAAAGAAGAGGAUUUCCCACCCCUUGCAUUUCCGAACCAGGUAGAAAAUGAUUAAAUCAUAAUGAGAAAGCUUCUAACUACCAAGCCUUGUUGUCACGUCAUUCACAAAGGAAACACCUGGUAUCUUGAUAAGAUGAUUGCUUAAAUCUUGCUUACUAAUACGGUCACCCUCAAUGCUAGUUUAGCACGUGUAUGUAAACUACCAAGUCAUAUCUAACCCACUGCCUUUUCUGACGACAUGGAAGCGUGGUGGGAAGGGGGAAGCUGGACCUGUUCAGAUUUUUCUCCUUUUUCGGGUUUCCUUAUAGGCCUUGACGAUUGUAUUACCCCUUGAGAACUCUCAUGUGGUUAAGAAAAUAGGGUUUUACGUUGUUAUAACGCUAUUAUAGUCAGGCAUAUCUUCACACUGUCGUAGGGUUUUGAUUGAUAAAUUCCCUGUGCACUUGCCGCCUUUAGCUCUUGUUCAGGACGUUAACAGUGUAACAACAGCAGCUUGGUUAAGAUGAAAUUAGAUGUCAAAGAACUCCAUAUUUCAUCAAAGCAUGAAUGGGUCUCAUAUUUUUAUGGACAUAAUAAUUGUAUCGU
This is a messenger RNA of Rhododendron vialii, 5333 nucleotides long. RefSeq lists its product as uncharacterized. NCBI's taxonomy places the organism in Eukaryota, Viridiplantae, Streptophyta, Magnoliopsida, Ericales, Ericaceae. The transcript has 9 exons. The record is from RefSeq and is a predicted model, not a curated record. The coding region runs from base 807 to 4709 and encodes 1300 amino acids.